This is a messenger RNA of Mandrillus leucophaeus (drill), 7280 nucleotides long. It is a transcript of the gene RP1L1, whose product is annotated as retinitis pigmentosa 1-like 1. Gene Ontology annotation, biological process: axoneme assembly; photoreceptor cell development; intracellular signal transduction. Lineage: Eukaryota; Metazoa; Chordata; Mammalia; Primates; Cercopithecidae. Gene Ontology annotation, cellular component: axoneme. The record is from RefSeq and is a predicted model, not a curated record. The transcript has 6 exons. The coding region runs from base 234 to 6737 and encodes 2167 amino acids.
CCCAAGGGACUGGGGCCUCAGGCUCUCAGGCCAAGGAGAGUGGCCCCGAGGACUGUCCGGAGGAGGGUGGCCAGCCCUGCAGCCCAGGGGGGCUGAGCCAGUGGCAGGGAAGGAGGCGGUGUCCACGUUGGCCUGACUUUCCUCCGAAGGACGUCCCCCUGAGGCUUAGGGGCUCGGGGGAGCUGAGCCAUGCCCUUGCUCUCCCUGGAGGACGCUGCCGGAGCCCCCACACCAUGAACAGCACCCCGAGGGAUGCCCAGGCCCCGCGCCACCGUGAGUGCCUCCUGCCCUCUGUGGCUCGCACGCCCUCAGUCACCAAGGUCACACCAGCCAAGAAGAUCACCUUCCUCAAGCGAGGGGAUCCGCAGUUUGCUGGGGUCCGCCUGGCCGUUCACCAGCGCGCCUUUAAGACCUUCAGCGCCCUCAUGGACGAGCUCUCCCAGCGCGUGCCUCUCUCCUUUGGGGUGCGCUCCGUCACCACACCCCGGGGCCUGCACAGCCUCAGCGCCCUGGAGCAGCUGGAAGAUGGUGGCUGCUACUUCUGCUCUGAUAAGAAACCCCCCAAGACCCCCAGUGGGCCAGGCCGGCCACAGGGGAGAAGUCCCACUGCUCAGCAGCUGCGGGAUAUCCAAGGCCGGCGUGAAGCCCCAGGAACCUCCUCCUCCCGGAAGAGUCUUAAAACCCCCCGGAGGAUACUGCUGGUUAAGAACAUGGACCCACACCUCCAGCAGACAGUGGUUCUCAGUCACAGGAAUACUAGGAACCUGGCGGCCUUUCUCAGCAAAGCCUCAGAUCUCCUGCGCUUUCCUGUGAAGCAGCUGUACACGACCAGCGGGAAAAAGGUGGACUCGCUGCAGGCUCUGCUGCACAGCCCUUCUGUGCUGGUGUGUGCCGGGCAUGAGGCCUUCAGACCCCCAGCCAUGGAAAAUGCCAGGAGAAGUGAAGCUGAAACUUUAUCUGGGCUGACUUCAAGAAACAAAAACAGGAGCUGGGGGCCAAAGACUAAGCCGAGUGUGAUCCAUUCGCGGUCCCGGCCAGGCAGCAGGCCGCAGCUGCCAGAGAGGCCUGUUCCUAGCAACCCCCCGGUGGGCCCUGCUCCUGACAGGCACCCUCAGGACACGCCAGCGCAGCCGGGCCCGCUGGUGGCCGGCGAUGACAUGAAGAAGAAGGUCCGCAUGAAUGAGGACGGCAGCCUGUCCGUGGAGAUGAAAGUCCGCUUCCAUCUGGUCGGCGAGGACACACUCCUGUGGUCCCGGAGGAUGGGCAGGGCCAGCGCCCUCACGGCAGCCAGCGGGGAAGACCCCAUUCUGGGGGAGGUGGAUCCCCUCUGCUGUGUGUGGGAGGGCUACCCUUGGGGCUUCUCGGACCCUGGGGUGUGGGGACCCCGGCCCUGUAGGGUGGGAUGUGGGGAAGCCUUUGGCCGAGGCGGGCAGCCAGGGCCCAAGUAUGAAAUCUGGACGAAUCCCCUGCAUGCCUCCCAGGGAGAGAGAGUGGCGACUCGGAAGAGGUGGGGGCUGGCCCAGCACGUCCGCUGCAGUGGCCUGUGGGGCCACGGGGCUGCCGGGAGGCAGAGAUGCAGCCUGGACAGUGCCAGCCCAGCCUCCAGCACCGGCCACCCCGAGGGCUCAGAGCCAGACUCCUCCUGCUGCCCCAGGACCCCGGAAGACAGGGUGGACAGCGGCAGCCCCUCUGCCCAGAGAGGGGCUGAGCAGGAAGCUGGAGGGAGCCUGGGUGAGGACCCCAGCCUAUGCACAGAUGGAGCCGGGCUGGGCAGCCCAGAGCAAGGCGGCCACCUGACACCCAGGGCCCAGAGUGAGGAGGGGGCUUCUUCCGACUCGUUGGCCAGCACCGGGUCUCACGAGGGAUCCAGCGAAUGGGGCGGGCAGCCCCGGGGCUGCCCAGGCAAGGCAAGGGCUGAGACCUCUCAGCAGGAGGCCACCAAGGGAGGCAACCCUGGUUCUCCAGCUCCAAGUCUUUCAUCUUUAAGGAGUGAGGACCUGCAGGCAGAGAUGCAAGGACGGGGCACCAAGCAGGCCAGGGGGGCGUCUGUGAAGAGGGAGCCUCUGGUUCCUGGCCUUUCUGGCUCCUGGGACUCGGAAGGAGCCUCUUCUACCCCUUCCACCUCCGCUUCAUCCCAGGAGGAGCGGAGAAGGCACAGAAGCCGGGCCAGUGCAACGUCCUCACCCAGCAGCCCUGGCCUUGGCCGAGUGGCCCCGAGAGGCCAUCCCAGGCAGUGUCACUACUGCAAGGACACCCACAGCCCGCUGGACUCCUCUGUAACCAAGCAAGUGCCGAGGCCUCCUGAGCGGCGAAGGGCCUGCCGGGAUGGCUCAGUGCCACGAUCUUCUGGAAGCUCAUUGAGCACCAGGACACAGGACUCCGGGAACCUGAGACCUCCCUCCUUGGGAUCUCUUCCUUCCCAGGACCUUCUGGGAAUCAGCAGUGCCACUGUCACUCCUGCAGGACGCUCAGAUUGUGCUUCUGGGGUCUCCCCCUGCAAUGCUCCCUCUGUCGGGUGGGCAGGGGACACGGGGUCCAGGACAUGCUCGCCGGACCCCACACCACCCCACACAUCUGACUCCUGCUCAAAAUCUGGGGCUGCCAGCCUGGAGGAACAGGCCAGGGACACCCCCCAACCCUCCUCGCCCUUGAUUCUGCAGGUUGGACGGCCUGAGCAAGGGGCGGCGGGCCCCCACCAAAGCUGCUGCCACUCACAGGCUGGGACGCAGCCGGCCGAAGAGGCCCAGCGGGGACCCUCCCCUGAGGCCCACUGGCUGUGUGGCAGGUACUGUCCCACCCCGCCCAGGGGGCGGCCCUGCCCCCAGAGGCGCUCUUCCAGCUGUGGGAGCACCGGUAGCAGCCACCGAAGUGCUGCCCGGAGGCCAGGUGGGAGCCAGCAGAAGGAGGGGACACACCAGGCAGGCCCCACACCAUCCCUGGGGCCCGGUUCAGGGGCAUCGAGGAGAAGCAGUGCCAGCCAGGAUGUGGGAUCUGGGGGGCUGUCCCAGGAGGAGACCUCGAGGAGUUGGGGAGGCCCGCAGGGGCAGGAGGAGGCCAGCGGUGUGUCACCCAGCUCUCUGCCCCGCUCGUCUCCAGAGGCUGUGGUCCGCGAAUGGCUGGACCACAUUCCAGAAGAGCCCGUACUCAUGACAUAUGAGAUGGCGGACGACACCACAGGUGCAGCAGGGGGUGGCCUGAGAGGCCCCGAGGUGGACCCUGGGGAUGACCAUUCUCUGGAAGGCCUGGGGGAGCCAGCUCUGGCCAGACAACAGCCCCUGGAAGGGGACCCCGGCCAGGACCUGGAGCCAGAGGGAGCCCUCCCGGGGAGUAGUGAUGCUGGUCCCCAAUCAGGAGAGGGUGUUCCCCAAGGGGCAGCUCCAGAGGGAGUUUCCGAGGCCCCCGCAGAGGCCGGAGCGGACAGAGAGGACCCAGCCAGCUGCGGGGUGAGCCUGCGGGCACUUCCUGGUCGGGUGUCUGCCUCCACGCAGAUCAUGAGGGCGCUGAUGGGCUCCAAGCAGGGCCGGCCCAGCAGCAUGCCCGAAGUGUCUAGGCCCAUGGCCAGGAGACUCAGCCGCUCAGCCGGGGCCCUCAUUACUUGUCUGGCCAGUCUUCAGUUCUUUGAUGAAGACCUUGGGUCUCCUGCCAGCAAAGUGAGGUUCAAAGACUCCCCUCGGUACCAGGAGCUGCUCAACAUCUCAAAGGACCUGUGGCCAGGAUGCGACCUUGGGGAAGACCAGUUAGACUCAGGCCUUUGGGAGCUCACAUGGAGCCAGGCUCUGCCGGACCUUGGGUCCCAAGCCGUGACAGAGAACUUCACACCCACGUCCUCCUCUGGUGUGGAUAUCAGCAGUGGCUCCGGAGGCUCAGGGGAGAGCAGCGUACCCUGUGCCAUGGACAGCACCCUGGUCCCUGGGGGGACAGAGCUGUCCCUGAAAACCUCCAACCAGAGGCCUGAUUCCAGAACUUCUGAGAACCCAGGGGAUCUGGAAAACCAACAGCAGUGUUGUUCCCCAGCCUUCUUGAACUCCCGAGCCUGUGCUUGUGCCACCAAUGAGGAUGAAGCAGAAAGAGACGGUGAAGAGCAGAGGGCGAGCUUGAACCUGGAGCAGUUAGCUCAAAACACAAUGCAAGAAGAGGUGCAAUUAGAGGAAAGUAAAGAAGAAACAGAGGGAGGAGGGCUGCAAGAAGAGGGGCUGCAGUUAGAGGGAACUAAAGAAACAGAAGGGCUGCAAGAAGAGGGGGUGCAGUUAGAGGAAACUGAAACAGAAGAAGGGCUGCAAGAAGAAGGGGUGCAGCUAGAGGAAACUAAAACAGAAGGAAGGCUGCAAGAAGAGGGGGUGCAGCUAGAGGAAACUAACGGAACAGAAGGAGAAGGACAGCAAGAAGAGGCUCAGUUAGAGGAAAUUAAAGAAGAAACAGGAGGAGAAGGACCACAAGAAGAGGGGUUGCAGUUAGAGGGGACUAAAGGAACAGAAGGAGAAGGGCAGCAAGAAGAAGAGGCGCAGUUAGAGGAAAUUAAAGAAGAAACAGGAGGAGAAGGGCUGCAAGAAGAGGGGGUGCAGCUAGAGGAAGUUAAAGAAGGACCAGAAGGAGGACUGCAAGAAGAGGCUCUUGAAGAGGGUCUCAAAGAGGAAGGGCUUCCAGAAGAAGGAAGCGUCGGCCGGCAGGAAUUGUCAGACGCCGGCUCUCCGGAUGGAGAAGGCUCCUGGGAAGAUGACCCAAUCCAGGAGGAGGAAGCGGGAAGAGCCUCUGCAGAGCCGUGCCCCCCAGAGGGCACAGAGGAACCCACAGAACCCGCUAGUCAUCUCAGCGAGACGGACCCAAGUGCCAGCGACAGUCAAAGUGGCUCCCAGCUUGAGCCUGGCUUGGAAAAGCCGCCCGGAGCCGCCAUGAUGGGCCAGGAGCACACGCAGGCCCAACCCCCGCUGGGGGCUGCAGAGAGGAGCUCUUCGGUGGCCUGCAGAGCGGCUCUGGACUGCGACCCCAUCUGGGUGUCCGUGUUGCUGAAGAAGAUGGAGAAGGCCUUCCUGGCCCACCUUUCCGGCGCAGUGGCUGAGCUCCGAGCGCGCUGGGGCCUCCAGGACAGUGACCUGCUGGACCAGAUGGCGGCCGAGCUGCAGCAGGAUGUGGCCCGGCGCCUCCAGGACAGCACCGAGAGAGAGCUCCAGAAGCUCCAGGGCCGGGCGGGGCGGAUGGUGCUGGGGCCUCCCAGGGAGGCCCUCACUGGGGAGCUGCUCCUGCAGACCCAGCAGCGCAGACACCGUCUCCGGGGCCUGCGCAACCUCUCGGCCUUCUCUGAGCGGACCCUGGGCCUGGGGCCCUUCUCCUUCACCCUGGAGGACGAGCCAGCCCUCAGCACAGCCCUGGGGAGCCAGCUGGGCGAGGAGGGGGAGGGCGAGGAGUUCUGUCCCUGCGAGGCCUGCGUGAGGAAGAAAGUGAGCCCUGCGUCCCCCAAGGCCACAAUGGGGGCAACCAGAGGUCCCAUCAAAGAGGCCUUUGACCUGCAGCAGAUUCUGCAGAGGAAGAGGGAAGAACACACCGGUGGGGAGGCAGCAGAGGUGGCCCCUGGCGAGACCUGCACAGACCCCACGAGCACCAGGACUGUCCAGGGAGCGGAGGGAGGGCCAGGGCUGGGGCUGGGCCACGGGCCUGGAGUGGACCAGGGUGAGGAUGGUGAGGGAAGCCAGAGACUCGACAGAGACAAAGAUCCCAAACUCGGGGAGGCAGAGGGAGAUACAAUGGCUCAGGAGAGAGAAGGGAAAAUCCACAACAGCGAAACCAGUGUAGGCAGCGAGCUGGGGGAAGCUGAGCAGGAGGGAGAGGGCAUAAAUGAAAGGGGAGAAACUGGGGGCCAGGGCUCUGGGCAUGAGGACAACUUGCAGGGUGAAGCUGUGGCAGGAGGUGACCAAGAUCCAGGACAGAGUGAUGGGGCGGAAGGCAUAGAGGCCCUGGAGGCUGAAGGGGAGGCCCAGCCAGAGUCCAGAGGUAUAGAGGCCCAGGAGGCAGAAGAGGAGGCCCCGGAGGCUGAAGGGGAGGCCCAGCCAGAGUCAGAAGGUGUAGAGGCCCCGGAGGUUGAAGGGGAGAUGCAGGAAGCAGAAGGGGAGGCCCAGCCAGAGUCAGAAGGUAUAGAGGCCCCAGAGGCAGAAGGGGAGGCCCAGGAGGCAGAAGGGGAGGCCCAGCCAGAGUCAGAAGGUGCCCAGCCAGAGUCAGAAGGUGUAGAGGCCCUGGAGGCUGAAGGGGAGGCCCAGCCAGAGUCGGAAGGAGAAACUCAAGGUGAGACAAAGGGGAGCCCUCAGGUCAGUCUAGGAGAUGGCCAGUCUGUGGGGGCUUCUGAAAGCAACAGCCCAGUCCCCGAGGACGGGCCCACUCCACCCCCUUCCCCAGGUGGAGACACUCCUCACCAAAAGCCAGCCUCCCAGACAGGCCCUGCCUCCUCCAGAGCAUCCUCUCAGGGCCACAGCUGGCAGAAAGACUCAGAAGACGGCCAUGUAUGUGGAGACACAAGGAGCCCUGACGCCAAGUCCGUGGGGGCCCCUCAUGCAGAGAGGAAGGCCACCAGGAUGUAUCCAGAAAGUUCCACUUCUGAGCAAGAAGAGGCCCCUUCAGACACAAGGUCUCCAGAGCAGGGGGCCAGUGAAGGCUGUGACCCUCAAGAGGACCAGACACUCGGAAAUCCUGCCCCCACCAAGGCAGUGGGCAGGGCAGACGGCUUUGGCCAAGAUGACUUAGAUUUCUAGACAAGAUCAAGCUGCAAAAUGUUCAUGAGCUUGGGAGCUCUGUUUUUAUUCAUAUUUUUCCUACAAAACUGAGCAACGCUCAGUCCACUGGAGAUGUCCACAGCGCAUGGACGAAGACCAAGGACGUGCCAAGGACACAGCCUAUGCCAUGCUCUCCCGGGAUUCUAAGUCCAGAAGCUUCAGAGAACUCUGUGGCCCGUCCCACAUGCAGUGUGAAGAAACGGGGUCUGCGGAUCUGCCUGGUUAUCGGAGGCCAGCCCUGUUCCCAUUCAAUUGUCUUCAGAGCCCGAAAGAUGGAACUGAUUGGAAAGGCUCCAGUUUUGCUUUUGUUUGUGGGUUUGUUUUCUGCUAGCAAGUGUUUCUCUCCGUCUUUUCCCUAUUGAUCUCCUGUUACUUUUCUCCUUGGCCUCUGUUGGCACUCACCUCAUUUGACUUUGAGGUACUGUUUUUCUAGUCUUGAAUGUAUUUGGUGACUCUGCAGAAAUACUUGGGCAAAGCAGAUAACUUCAGAGUCAUUGGAUAAAGUUUGUUCUCAGCCCCAAA